AUGACAUCGACCUAUCGGCAUCUCGUGCUCCGGCGCCGGGUGGUAGGUGAUAACGACGACGACGUCGAGUACAGCUACGCCGAGGCCUCGGACCCCGACACGCUCCUCCCCCUUUCGACGGAAGCCGCCUCCGUCCCCGACAUCUCCGGCAGCGGCCUGCCCCACUCGCUCAACAUAUCCGUCGAGACACUCCGGCGCACGGGGGAGGCAUGUGCCGUUGCUCCGCCCGUACACGCGCACACGACGAUCGACUACAUCACCGUCGGCGAGGGGCAGCCCCCACCCGUGGUGUACCUCCCGUCCACGGGCAGCAAGUAUGUCCUGCACGUGCAGGCGGUAGUUAAUAAACCCAUCGCGAGCCGGCUGCCCUUCGACAGCCAGCUGCGCUUCGCGAGUGCCGAUACGAGCAUCCAAGACGCCGUCAUCGCGAUCCACCUCGACGGCGAGACGUACCACAUAGUUCCGAACUUCCGGGACAACUUCCGCGCCUUCCUCGACAGCGCGCUCCUCAAGCUCGCGCGCAUCUUCGGCAAGACGGGUAGCCUGACCUUUGUCGGCUUGAGCGGGGGCUUCUUCCCGAUCCUCCGGCGCGCCGGGUUUGACGCGUGGGCAGCGAGGUACGCCAAGAUGAUGAAGACGACGGGUAACUUUCGCUUCCUCACCAUGCCCGAGUGGCGUGCCGAGCUGCUUGAGCGGGCAAGCGUCGAGGCAGGAGGGGACGGGCUUGUCCCUGGCGCAGAUGUUGACAUCGACCCCCGCGGGAACAGACUCAUCCCCGACGUCGAUUUGCAAGCAAACUGGCACGACGACGCCAGCGCCUUAGUCCACUGCGUCAUCCGCGCCGACUUCUCAGGCGAGACCACCCGUGCGCUGCUGUACCCCCGCUUCGAGCCGAACGGCGAGGCGACUUCGGAGCCGCUCCCCUUCCGACCAGAGGAUGUCGAGGUCCUCGACAUACGCCGCGAGCUGCCCAUCCUCCCCGCCGAAACCCUCGCAAAGUUCACCCAGCUGCACCUUCUCCGCCGGCUGGACAUUGCGGCAUGGUACCCCGCCCCUCAGCCCUUCCCCUCCAGCGUACACACCGUCAUCGACUUUGUGGCGCCGUACCUCGGCCGCGCGACACCCCCAGUGCUCUGGCUGCCGCCAAAUACGCGGCGGUACGUGCUCACCCUCUCGGCACCGGACGGCAAGGUCGUACCCACCCUCACCCCCGAGCUCGCGGAGGGCAUCUUCGCGCCGCUCGCCGACACGCCGACGCUGCGCCAGGCCGUCGUUGUGCUCUCUCCCUGGUGGGUGAAGCGGAAGGGUUGGAAGAAGUUUGGCGCGUCUACGGCGUACGGCGGGGUCGUUGGCGCUAUUGCGGGACACCUGGCGAAAGCUCUCGCCGGCGACGAAGGGCUGUCGCUCACGGUCGCUGGUGUCGCUCCAGUCGAUUGGACAGAGGGCGACGGACACCCCGAUGAGGAGCAUGGGGAGUAUCUCCCUUCCCAGCUGUGGCAGCUGCUCCGGACCAAGUGGGAGGAGGCGGGGCUGUCGGCCGAGGACAGCCAGAAGGCGGAAGCUGCGACGCGCUUCAUCACGCGCGGGGCGUGGCUCAAGGAGAUUGGGGUGAGGAAAAAGUUUGAGGUGUUGUAG
Molecule: messenger RNA, 1635 nt
Organism: Vanrija pseudolonga
Lineage: Eukaryota; Fungi; Basidiomycota; Tremellomycetes; Trichosporonales; Trichosporonaceae
Exons: 1
Coding region: 1-1635 (544 amino acids)
Source: RefSeq, a predicted model, not a curated record